AUGCGCUCGCUCAGGUCCAAGGGAUCCUCCCGAACUAGUCUACGCACGCGCCAGCUCUGGGCUCACGGAGCUGUCUGGGCAGGCUGCCCCUUUCCCAGCCCUCCCUGCAGCGGAGCAGAGGGGAGAAUUUCAGCAGCAGCGACAGAGGUGCAGGAGUGGUCCAUGGACCUGCCAGAGGACCCGGCUAGUUCCACUGAACCAAUGUACCUCUGGGAGCAGCCUGAAGAAGUGACUUCAGGACCACUGCUCAGCCUGGAGGAACAGAUCCUUAACUCCACAUUUGAAGCCUGUGACCCUCACAAGACAGGCACUGUGGCUGUAACCCACCUCCUGGCCUACCUGGAGGCUGUGACAGGGCAAGGGCCCCAGGACGUGCGUCUCCAAACCCUGGCCCGAAGCUUAGACCCUUAUGGGAAGGGUGAUGGGGCGACUGUGGAGUUGGACACCUUUCUGGUAGUCAUGCGGGACUGGAUUGCUGCCUGCCAGCUGCAUGGGGGAUUAGAGCGGGCAGAGGAGACGGCCUUCGGGGGAGCCCUAGCUUCUCCACACCUGCCAUCUGCAUGCCCAGAAGCUGAGGAGCCAGCCAACUUAGAGAGCUUUGGAGGAGAAGACCCCAGGCCUGAGGGGCCUGCCACAGCUGAGCUGCUGAGCAGCCUGGAGGACCUAGAGCUCAGCAACCGGCGCCUCGCUGGUGAGAACGCCAAGCUGCAGCACAGUGUUGAGACUGCUGAGGAGGGUUCAGCGCGCCUAGGGGAGGAGAUUGCAUCCCUGCGCAAGCAGCUGCGAAGCACCCAGCAGGCCCUGCAGGUGGCCAAGGCUUUGGAUGAAGAACUAGAGGACCUGAAGACUCUGGCCAAGAGCCUGGAAGAGCAGAAUCGCAGCCUGAUGGCCCAGGCCCGGCACACAGAGAAGGAGCAGCAGCACCUGGUAGCUGAGGUGGAGACGCUACAGGAGGAGAACGGGAAGCUGCUAGCAGAGCGAGAUGGCGUGAGGAGGCGGAGUGAGGAGCUAGCCACAGAGAAAGAUGCUUUGAAGCGGCAGCUCCGUGAGUGCGAACAGCUCAUUUGUCAGCGUGAAGCAGUCCUCUCCGAGCGUACCCGCCAUGCAGAGAGUCUGGCCCAGACUCUGGAGGAGUACAGAACCACCACCCAGGAACUAAGGCAAGAAAUCUCAAACUUGGAAGAGCAGUUGAGUCUGAGCCAGGAAGGCCCAGAGGAGCUCCUGGAACGGGCUGAGGUGGGAAGAGUAGGCUGGAUCAUGGCAGCACCCCCAUCACUGGACCUGGAGAUUCAGGCUAUCCGGCAGGAGCAGGAUGCAUCAGGUGUUGGCCUCUCCAGUCCUCUGUAUGGAGUGUGGCAGUGGGAGGAGGCUGAGCCGCAUGAGGAAACUGAGUUUCCCUCUGAGGUGAGCAGAGGAGUCUCUGAGCCACAAAAGUUAGUGGAGUUUGUGACUGAGGUCCCAGGCACAAAAGAGACAAACUUCCAGAGAGAGCCACUGCAUGGUCUAGAAGGAAGCAGAACACCAUCCUCAAGGUUGUCCAGAAGACAGGAAGAAGAGGAAGAAGAAAGCUGGGUCCUGGUUGGCCCCACCAGCCCUCUGGGAACCCCUGGCUAUGAGCUUGACCCAGGAAGCUCUCCUGAGAGCUGUCAAGAUGUGCCAGAGGUGCAGCAAGCCCUCUUGCCUGUGGUGAGAGAGCUGGUGCCAGUCAAGAGGCCCUGGGCCCAGCACUGCCUGCGCCCCCAGCACUCCCCAGGGCUCAGAAUCAGCCAACAUCCACUGGUCCCCACGCCUGUCUUGGGCCUGCUGCUGCUGCUGCUGCUCUCCAUCCUGCUGCUGAGCCAGUCCCCGACACCCACUUGGCCACACCUGCAGCUCUACUACUUGCAGCCCCCACCAGUGUGA
This is a messenger RNA of Alexandromys fortis (reed vole), 1902 nucleotides long. RefSeq names its product KASH domain containing 5 (gene Kash5). Lineage: Eukaryota; Metazoa; Chordata; Mammalia; Rodentia; Cricetidae. Gene Ontology annotation, cellular component: chromosome, telomeric region; meiotic spindle pole; meiotic nuclear membrane microtubule tethering complex. The record is from RefSeq and is a predicted model, not a curated record. Gene Ontology annotation, molecular function: dynein complex binding. Bases 1 to 1902 code for a protein of 633 amino acids. Gene Ontology annotation, biological process: chromosome localization to nuclear envelope involved in homologous chromosome segregation; spindle assembly; homologous chromosome pairing at meiosis. The transcript has 21 exons.